AUGGCAGGUGCAUCUGGGCGAGUCGCCUUGCUGAGCAGUCUUUGCUCUGGUAAGAGCACAUGGAAAAUACAAGCUAGAGUUGUCCGCAUCUGGGAGGCCUACCCAGUCCAUGAUCCUCUAAGCCCUUUUGCCCUCAACCUUGUACUCAUCGAUUCUCACGGAACCAAAAUAGAAGCCACUGCACGGAAGGGGUUGAUGGCCAAAUUCAAGUCUGAGUUAAGUGAAGAGAAGGUUUAUAGGAUGUCUUACUUUGCAGUUGGUGCUAAUGGUGGUGGGUUUAUGGCGUCUGCCCAUGAGUAUAAGAUUUUGUUCAAUGAUAAAACGAAGGUGAAACUUGAAGAAGAUUCAAUGAUCCCCUUGAAUGUUUAUUCAUUCAAGAAUCCAGCCGAGAUUCUGGCUACCAGCAAUGAAUGUGAUCAUCUAAUUGGAAUUUCAGUAAUUGCCACUAAUGUCAUGUUGAAUAUCCCCAUGCAGGAGAGAUUGUGA
This is a messenger RNA of Lotus japonicus, 486 nucleotides long. RefSeq lists its product as uncharacterized. The record is from RefSeq and is a predicted model, not a curated record. The transcript has 3 exons. The coding region runs from base 1 to 486 and encodes 161 amino acids. Lineage: Eukaryota; Viridiplantae; Streptophyta; Magnoliopsida; Fabales; Fabaceae.